UGAGCAUAUUAUAAAAUUGCCCAUAACCCAAUGUCGAAAUGACUGUCAUCCACAUUGUAUUCUUCAAGUUUCGCCCCGAAAUCACGGCGGAGCAUAAGGAAACAUUUGUUAAAGAACUCAAAAAACUCAAGUCUCUCUCUUGUGUAAAGAAUAAUCGUCUUAUCGUUGGUGGGCCGUCAAUAACAGACCCGAUCGAGCGAAGUAAAGGGUUUGAGUACGCAUUAUUGAGUUAUCAUGAAGAUCGGAAGGCGUUGGAAGAGUAUCAAAAGAGCGAUGAGCACCACCGGGUAACGAGUACAUACAUGUUUCCAUAUAAGGAGGAUCUAAUGAGAUUUGAUUUUGAAGUAGAUGAAGAAGAUGAGUGGAUGUGCAUGUUUGGAGGAAACAAGGAAUUAUGAGGAACUCUUCCUGUCAAGGGCAUGACUACUGUUGGAUUGAUAGUAAUUGAUGCCAAAGAUUUUGUUAGAUGGGUGUUUGAAGCGUUGGUAAUUGUUAGACCGAUAGCUACAUGUGAACUUGUUCAAUAAUUUAUACAAA
This is a messenger RNA of Talaromyces proteolyticus, 537 nucleotides long. RefSeq names its product stress responsive A/B barrel domain-containing protein. The record is from RefSeq and is a predicted model, not a curated record. Lineage: Eukaryota; Fungi; Ascomycota; Eurotiomycetes; Eurotiales; Trichocomaceae. The transcript has 3 exons. The coding region runs from base 39 to 398 and encodes 119 amino acids.